Cuscuta campestris is the source of this 3499-nucleotide messenger RNA. Lineage: Eukaryota; Viridiplantae; Streptophyta; Magnoliopsida; Solanales; Convolvulaceae. The record is from the annotation of a GenBank genome assembly.
CACGUUCUUUCUCCCAAAGAAAAGAAUGUAAGGUUGCUGAGAUCUCUUCCAACUGAGUGGUACACCAAAGCCACAGCCAUGGAAGAAGGAAGAAAUCUGGAGAACUACACUGUUCAAGGUCUUCUUGAUGAGCUCGGAACCUAUGAGCACGAGCUGAAGAAGAAGAAGGAAGAACAAGUCACUCCCUUCCCCACGGCACUGAUGACAACUCCAAGAGUCCCAUCAAGUGAAGGGACAUGCCCAAGGAACUGUGACACACCCUCCUCCAGCCAGCCGUCAAGUUCAAAAAUGGAGAACUACGAUGAGGAAUUUGCCAUGAUGGUCAAGCAAUUCCGGAAGUUCAAAAAGUUCCUCAAGAAAGCUGACUCAGUCAGAAGGCCAUCCAAGGGAAAGCCACAGGUAAGUGACUCCCCUCCUGAAUCUUAUUUGUGUUACAACUGCAGGAAGCCUAGCCACUGGAAGUCAGCAUGCCCGUACCCAAAAGUGGAGAAGUACGGAGAAAGAGAAAGGAUUGAGAAGAAAAAGAAGGCAAUGGUUGCUGCUGAAAGUGACGAGUCAUCCAGCUCAAGCUCGGAUGAAGAAGCUCUCGUCUGCAUGGAGCGCAGAGCUGAAAAGUCCAAUCAUGAGGAUAGGUGGACCAUCAUACCAACUUCUGAAAAUCUUUUUGACCAGUUCAAAAAGAUGAUGAAAGACUUUGAGGAGAUAAAUCUCAAACAUUCUUCAUUAACAGAGGAGAACAAACUAUUGAGUGAAGAGAAUCUCAAGUUGACUGAAGCCCCCUCAGUGCAAUUCACGGUGGAAGAAGAAGAGAAAUUGCCCGGAAAUUUCAGCAGAGCAGUAAUUGGUUGGUGUAGCUCAAAAACCUACAUGCCUGACGUUGAAGAUUUUCUUAUAAAAGGGGGUUUUAAGGAAUUCAAGCUAAGGAGGCUUAAAAAUCAAGAGAUACUCUUCAUCUUCAAGAGGGAAGAGGACUACCUUCGCUGGUUUCAUAGGAGAAGCUGGAAGAUAAAAUCCUCAACUAUCACGCUAUGCAAAUGGACUCCUAAUCACUCUCACAACUUGGACUACCCAGUUAUCCCUUUAUGGGUUGAGGUUAGAAAUAUUCCUUUACAUCUUUCAGAUCACAAACCUCUUUUCUCUAUAGCAUCAGCUCUGGGCAAACCAAUUAAGCUGGGAGCAAAAACGGCCAUGGGUUUCUACCCGGGCACAGCCAAGGUUUGUGUUGAGAUGGAUGUCUCCCUUGCAAAACCUCCAAAGAUCCAUGUGAGACUAGGCUCAAAAGAUGUGAGGCUCCCUUGCACUUAUGAAGAUCACCCUCCUUACUGCUCCCAGUGUAAAAGAUUUGGCCAUCUCCUUUCCCAUUGCCGGAGGAAAGGUUCGGUGGUGGUGGUGGGCCAUCAGGGAGUGGGGAACUUUAUUCCACAGAUUCAAGAAUGGAAAAUGGUCACCAGGAAACGUCCAAAACCCAGUCUGGCUGUGUCUCCAAAGUCCCCUCCUUGCAGUAAGCCCCUUUCCCAACAACCCAUUAUUAAUUCUCACCAACAGCUAUACUCCAAAAACCCUGGUACCCCUAGGACUUCCACUUCCUCUUUGGCAGCUUGUCCUCAGUUUUUUCCCAAACCCUGCAUGCCACUACUCCCUCCCAUUGUGGAAGACACCUCAGAUGAUGAAUCACCUCUCCAUAAACCCACUUUGUACCGGGCCCUACCACCUUCACCCUUGCAAACCCUAACCCCCCCUUUGCCGCCACCUCCCUUCCCCCCAGACCUUUCUUUCCUUUAUCCCGGUAUUAAUAAUUCUUGCCAAGAGAUAAUCCCCUUCAUCCAUCCUCUUUCCCCUCAGCCUAUUCCAGGGAGUAAAGAUGACUCUUUCUUACCCAUAACCUCUGAUCCUUCUUGGGAGCCUGAGGACUUUGACAAUGAAGAUCCUAAAAGUAUCUCACCUUUGGGCUACCACUCAGAGGGAGACCAACCCACUCCUCAGCAAACCCCUAUUUCUCCUAUGGAGAUGGACUUAUCAUUGUGCUCUAAAGUCUCAAUGCCUUUACAGAAAUCAGGAUUUGAAAAAGCAUCACAUGGUCUCACUGGUUAUGCAACCAGGAGCAAGACAAGGAAGGCUGUUUGGGAAUUAGAUGGCAAUAGUGCAAGUGGACCUGAUGGGUUCAAUGGAAAUUUUUUCAAAGCUACCUGGGAAACUAUCAGACAGGAUGUUCUCACUGCAUCUCAAGAGUUCUUUAUGGGGCAACCUAUUCCUAGAGCUUAUGGAAGCACUUUUUUGACCCUCAUCCCAAAAACUGAUAACCCUAAAAGAUUUGAAGACUACAGGCCUAUUUCUCUCUCCACUUUCAUGAGCAAAAUUAAUACCAAACUCCUUGCAAACAGACUCAACAAAAUUCUGCCCAAAUUGAUUUCUAAGGAACAAGUAGCAUUUCAAAAAGGAAAAUCCAUUGAAGACCAUAUCCUUAUGGCACAAGAAGCUGUCCACCUCCUUGACAAAAAGGUGUUUGGGGGAAAUUUUAUUCUAAAGCUAGACAUGGCAAAAGCUUUUGAUAAACUUGACUGGGGAUAUCUUGAAGCAUUACUUAAGGCUUUUGGAUUCAGCAAUCUGUCAACAACACUUUUAAUGGCUAAUCUUAGAGGGUCCUAUUUCAGCAUCCUUCUCAAUGGUGAGCCAGCGGGUUAUUUCAAAAUGGAGAGGGGGGUCAAACAAGGAGACCCCCUCUCCCCUCUUUUAUUCAUUCUUGCAGCAGAAGGAUUCAGCAGACUCAUAAAUCAGCAUAUGGACUCAUCUCAUCUCCUCAGAUUUAACUCAGGACAGGUCAAAUUCCCUUCCCACCUUAUUUAUGCAGAUGAUAUUAUGAUUUUUUCCCGGGGUGACUCAAGAAACCUCCUCAAACUCAAAUCCACACUAGACACAUACCUCAAGGCAUCAGGACAGGAGAUCAACCUAAACAAAAGUAAAUUUUACACCUCCAAUAACACAACCACCUCACAGAUUCAACAUAUGGAGAAGGCUAUUGGAAUUAGUAGAGGCAAACUUCCUUUCACCCACCUGGGAGCACCUAUUUGUCAUGGGAUUCUGAGAAAAGAACACUGCAAGGACAUCCUAGGACAUUUUGAGAAACGCAUCCACUUCUGGUAUAGCAAAACCUUGAACCAAAUGGGCAGACUUAUCCUUAUCAAGCAUGUGCUUUCAUCAAUCCCAUUACACAUACUUGCAGUGCACACCCUUCCUAAAUAUAUCAUCCAUACUCUUACCAAGUACAUGGCUAAUUUCCUCUAGGGACAAAAGGAGGGUGCACAAAAAUAUCACUCGAUAAGGUGGAACAAACUUACAAAACCAGAGAAAGAGGGGGGUCUUGGAAUCAAAAGCUUGGUAGACCAACAUCAAGUGUACACUCUCAAGCUCUGGUGGAAGGCAAAAAUUGAUGUGGGCAUCCGGGGACCAUUUGUGAGAGCAAAAUAUAUGAAAACAGGAAUCAUAAAGGAGAACAUCACUG